AUGGGGCCGAGCCCGUCCGUGGCUGCGUCGACGCGUGGCACUGCUCGUGACCGCCACGCGUCGGCGUUUCUCCUUCGAGGCGCCCACAGGUCCCGAGCACGGCGGAGGAGCGUCGUGCCUUUCUAUAGUAGCAGCCGUGCUCUCCGGGCGGUGCAUCGCGUGAAAGACGCCACGCCGCUGUUCGCCUUGCGGACUCUUCAACCCCGCCUUCGCGUCAACUCCCCUGACAUCCACCUGAACGUCGCUGAGUCGCCGGCACGCUGCCCCAUCCACACGAGACCCUACAGCCAUUUCUCUUUUCGCCAACCCUCUCAUCGUCUCGCCUCCGCCUCUCUCGCGCGCCCACCCGCCGUAUCUGUAAUUGCGGCGAUGGCUCAUCAUGCGCGCAAGGGGGUGUCCGCAGGUGCCGCUGCGCGGAGCAGCGCGCGCUGCCUCCGCCAGCUCCGUCCGCGGAGACCGCGGGUGGCAGCGCGGCAGGCGGUGCUGCGGCUGGCGCUGGCGGCAGCGGCGGUCGUGGUGGUGGGCGCGAUAUCGGUGGCGGUGGGCGGCAGUGGUGACGCCGCCGUGACGCGCGCAGGCGAGUCGCAAGCCACAACAGCAGCGUUACUCGACGCACUCAACCUCACGCGCUCGCCCAUCACAGCGCUCUUUGUGUUUGGCGACUCCUUGGUGGACGUGGGCAACAACAACUACGGCACGUACCGCUUCCUGCGCGCCGACCUGCCGCCCUACGGCAUGAGCUACAUCGAAGGAUCGGGGCGCUUCUCCGAUGGCCGCCUGCAGAUCGACUUUUUAGGUGCGUGGCGCUGCCGUCGCCUGCAGAUUGACUUCCGCGGUGCGUGCCGCUGCCAUGGCGGUAGGGCUUGUGAGGGCGGCGGUGCGGGCGGGUUGCGCGAUGGAGGAACGGAGGAGAGGGAAGGGCCUGCCAUUUUUACUUCGCCUCCCCUCCCUUCCUUCCAUAAACUCCCCUCCCUCCCUUCCCCUCCUCCCCCCCCUCCGUCCCCCCCCUCCCCUCCCUCCCCUCCCUUCCCUCCCUCCUCUCCAUCCUCUCCCCAACCCCCUCCCUCCCCUUCCCCCUCUCCCUCCCUUCCUCCCCUUCCUACCCUCCCCCCCUCCCCCCCCCUCCCCCCCCCCUCCCCCCCCUCCCCCCCCUCCCACCACUUCCUUCCGCCCAUCCCUCGCUGCUCCCCAUCUCCCUCAGCGCGCUAUCUGGGGCUGCCCUCGCCGCCCCCAGUGCUACAGCCGGGGCGCAGCGCCACUCGCGGGCUCAACUUCGCCAGUGCGGGGCCGGGCGUGCUCCACUCCACCAACCCGGGCCAGGUGCGUGCUGGCAACGUGGGGCACGCGGGGCCCACCCUGGUGGAUCGGGCCCAGCCUGGUGGGUCGGGGCUGGGCAGAGUGGAUGGGAUGUGGCCUCUUGCUCCUUGCUUUCACCUCUGCCCACCACAGCACCUCUGCCCACCACAGCACCUCUGCCCACCACAGCCCUCCUUCAACCCCGUUGCUUCUCACUCAUUCUGCUUCACGCUGCUUGCGUUUCUCCCCCUCCCCCUCUCACUGCUCCCUCCCUAUUAUUUCGUCUCUCGUCAGGCGUUCCCGCUGUCCUUCCAGCUGGGAAAGUUCCGGGAAGUGCACGCAGCGGUGGUGGGGCAGGGCAGUGGGAGCAACGAGUCUGCUGCCACGAAUUCGAAUGGUGGUGAUGCUGGGAGCGUGGGGGGCGGCACCAGCAGCAGCAGCAGCGGGGAGAGCUUGCCAGACAAGAGCGUACACCUCCAUCCCCCACUUCUGCCCUCCUUCGCCCCCCACAUCCCUCCCUCCACCUCUCCCAUCCCCUCUCCAAUCAAUCGCCACAGCUCUCUACGUGGUGCAGGUAGGGGCCACUACCUCUAUCUGCUGUCGCACCUCAACAUUCCUCCUAUGCCACAAUCCUGCACAUCUCCGUCCCUCCCCUCCCCUCUCCCCAACCCCCUACAGGCGCUCACCGCAGCGCUGUACGUGGUGCAGAUCGGGUCCAACGACUACCUCUAUCUGCUGUCGCACCUCAACAUUCCUCCUAUGCCACAAUCCUGCACAUCUCCGUCCCUCCCCUCCCCUCUCCCCAACCCCCUACAGGCGCUCACCGCAGCGCUGUACGUGGUGCAGAUCGGGUCCAACGACUACCUCUAUCUGCUGUCGCAGCUCAACAUGGGGCUCGUCCCCAACAUCCCCACCUCCCUCCCCCCCCGCAACGCCACUCGCCCUCGUCUGUUCAGCAACGCCUCCUCUCUUCCGCCCAUGCCCGACGCCUCCUCUCUUCCGCCCAUGCCCGACGCCUCCUCUCUUCCGCCCAUGCCCAACGCCUCCUCGCUGCCUCGCAUGCUCAACACCACCGUUCUGCCACCGCUUCCCUUCAACUCCACAGCCCUAUCAUCCGCCGCCAUAGCCUCUGUCUCCUCUGCCGCUUCGGCUGCCUCUGCUGCCUCUGCUGCCUCUGCCUCCUCUGCUGCCUCUGCUGCCUCUGCCUCCUCUGCUGCCUCUGCCUCCUCUGCUGCCUCUGCUGCCUCUGCCUCCUCUGCUGCCUCUGCUGCCUCUGCCUCCUCUGCUGCCUCUGCCUCCUCUGCUGCCUCUGCUGCCUCUGCUGACUCCAUAAGGUCAAGAGCAGCCGCCCGCCUGCGCAGGGCCGGGACUCGUGGCGCGCUGCCAUUGGAGGAGGCAGUGAGCCGCCCGCCACAGUCGGUGACGGACAGGCUGGCCUCCCUGGGGCGGUUCUCAGCAGCGCUGGGAGGCACCGUUGCUGCCUCCACCCAGGGCACCGUUGCUGCCUCCACCCAGGGCACCGUUGCUGCCUCCACCCAGGGCACCGUUGCUGCCUCCACCCAGGGCACCGUUGCUGCCUCCACCCAGGGCACCGUUGCUGCCUCCACCCAGGGCACCGUUGCUGCCUCCACCCAGGGCACCGUGGAUGCCGUGCAGGCGCUGUACAGCAUGGGGGCGCGGCGCUUCCUGGUGUACCUGCUGCCGCCCAUCACAUGCGCGCCCACACUCAUGCAGGCGCUGGGCCAGCGCACGUGCUCCGCGUCGCCGCUCACUGCCGUGCCCCUCGCCCACAACGCGCUGCUCUCAGCGGGGCUGCAAGCGCUGCAGGCGCGCCUGCCAGGCAUCGUCAUUCUCACGGCGGACGUCGGGGGGUUUGUGACGCGCGCUGUGGAGCAGCCAGAGGCGCUGGGCUUCACCAGCGGUCCGGAGGCGUGCUGCGGCGCCCCGGCACCGCUGAACGGGCUGGUGCAGUGCGGGCGCACGGCUCUGGUGAACGGCACCCCCACGCCGUACACGCUGUGCCGCCGCCCCUCCCAGCACGUCUUCUGGGACGCCUUCCACCCCUCCCAACGCCUCAACCACCUCCUCGCCGCCCGCGUGUGGCACGGCGCUGUGGGCGGAUGGGGGGCUGAUGAGGGGGAUGCGGGGAAUGAGGGGGGUGAAGGGGAUGGUGCGGAUGAAGGGUUGGGUGAUGUGGGUGAGGAUGAUGGUGGCAGUGGAGUUUUUAUGCGUCCUGUUGGGCUGAGAGCACUCGCAAGAUAUUUGUCACGCGCGGGGCCACGCAUUGCCCUCUUGCUCAUAGUAGCCGUAGCGCACGUCGCGGCGAGUCCACUUGCGACGCUCCGUCGCGUGGAGAUCGUCUCAGGCGAUACAGCCGCAACGGCUGAAAGAGUCGGCACGGCUGCUACAGCUGUAUCCAGCCAUCGCCGGAGUGCGCUAAAGACAGCCGUCGUCGAGUUGUCGCCGCCGCCACCCGUAGCGCCUUCGACUCCUGGUGGACUCUCGGCGCCGCCGGCCGCGCCGCGACCUCCCGGCUCCAGCGGCAACGCGUCGGCAAGCGAGUACGGCCCGGAGUUCCCGCCGACGUACGAUCAACGGCUGGCGUUGGCGGAGGUGCGCGUGGCGAUGGACCCUGAGGGCUUGGAGCUGGAGUCGUGGGACUCGGACGUCGGCUGGGCCUUCUGGAUGGGCGUUGAAUGCGACCAGUGGAACCAAGUCGUCAAACUGUCGCUGGGCGGCAACGAGCUGACGGGGAGCAUCCCCGAAGGCAUCUCGCACCUCACCGCGCUGCAACACCUGGACCUGUCCAACAACCGCAUCAACGGCUCGCUGCCCAGCUCCCUCUCCAACCUCACCGCCCUGCGCCACCUCGACCUGCAUCAGAACGCCAUCACCGGCCCGCUGCCCUCCUCCCUUGCCGCGCUCUCCCUGCUCACCCGACUUGACCUGCACGAGCUUGACUUCACGCCCGCCCCUCUGCCGCCCGCUCUUGGCGCCCUCUCCUCCCUCCGCUACCUCUUGUCCCCUUCCCUCCUCCACCUCGUUCCCCUCUCACCCCCCAAGAGCGACCUGUCAUACACGCACCUCACCGGCCCUCUGCCCGCCUCCAUUGCCAACCUCUCCGCCCUCAACUUCCUCUCGGUGGACGGCAACGCCCUGACGGGCUCCAUCGACUUCUUCCCGCCCAACUCCUCCCUCCAAGCCAUCCUAGCGGGGCACAACCAGCUGCAGGGGGCGGUGCCGGACGUGGCGAUGCACCCGCGCCUGCGCCUGCUGUCACUGCACGACAACAACCUCACUGGCCCCGUGCCCGCUGCCGACCUCAACUCCACCACCACUGUCGUCCUGGCGGGCAACCCCCUGUGCACAUCAGCCAAGUACUACCGCACGUGCAACGUGUGGCAGCAGCGCCGCCUGUGCACGCUACCGUGCAGCGGCAGCGGGGAGAGCCCCAGCCCCGUGGAGUACGUGCAGUCGCAGGCGUGCGUGUGCGCGCUGCCCCUCGUCGUGCGCCUCUUCCUGCAGAACCCCUCCUACACGCUCUUCAAUGCCGAAUACGCCGACCUCUUUCAGCGCGACGUGGAGACGCAACUGCAGCUGCAGGAGGGGCAGGGCAACACGAGGUUCGCUCUGCCCCCUCCGUCUCCUUCACAUGCCGCCCACUCAUUCCGGCAACCCACUCAUUUCUGCAACCCACUCAUUUCUGCCGCUCACUCAAUCAUCCACCCACUCGCGCAUGCUGCCCAUCUAAUCAUGCCCACUCAAGACAUGCCGCCCAGUUGGUCGUUCCACCCAGCAACAUAUGUGUGUGCAUGCAUGCAUGUGUGUGAGCAGGCGUGGUUGGACAGUGUGAGUCAGCGCGAGGACAACCUCGAGGUCGCCACGCUGCGCUUCUACCCCGCCCAGGUCACCUGCACGCCACCCUAUGUGCUCUCCACGCCUCCUGGUGGCCUCCUCUCGCUGCUUGCACUCGCUCACCCACACACCAUCCCUCGCUCCUUCCAUUGCCUAUAUUAUGGCCCACCACCCCCGCCAGUGCCCAGCCCGUCACCACCCCCUCCCACGCUGGCUGUCACCACUGAAAGCAGUACGCCCCCCCCUCCCUGCCUCCCCUACCACUGCCUCUCCUCAAGCCGUGUGCUUCCUUCCCACUCUUCCCUCAUCCCAAUAUUCACUACUUGCACUCUUUACUCAUCCCAAGUUUCACUCCUUGGACUCAGCACGUUCCCGGUGUGGGCCAUUGUGGUCACGGCAGUGGGGCUGCUGUGCUUUGGCGCCUCGCUGCUGCUGCUGCUGCUCUGGCUGCGCCACCAGCGCAGACGCCAGAUGCUCCGUGAGUGCCGCCCGCAUGCUGAGAGUAGGAAGGAUCAGACGGAUCGGUAUGAUAGUUGUGGUGUGAAGGGGCAGGAGUGGCUUGAGGGAGCAGGAGCAGUGGAGCGUGCUGUGAGGUGUGGAGAAGCAACAAGAGCUCAUCUGGUCUCAAACCCUUUGCGCGAGCCCCUGCCGCACCUGGUCCCCUUGCCUGUGCCCAAUGCAAUAAAUGCAGUUACUAACCUCGAGCUCCUUUGCGUGGUUCCCUCAGCCAACGCUAACCCUGCUCGUGCUGAGCUGAUGCCGCGAACGUCAACCCUCCUCCCACCCACCACCACAGGGCCCACCAAGUCGAAGCUGACUCAGCGGCUGCAGGAGCAGUUUGUGCGCCCCAUCGCGCUGGCGGAGAUCGAGGCCGCCACCGACUCGUUCGCGGACGCGCGGCUGCUGGGCGUGGGCGGGUACGGGUCGGUGUACCGCGGGGACGGGCCCAACGGGGAGGAGUGGGCCGUGAAGCGCGCGCAGGUCGCCACUGUGCAGUCCAUGGGCGUGUUUCAGAACGAGGUGCGCGUGAACAUCAGCCAUGAGCCGCCGCCACCUCAUAGCACUGCUCUGAAAGGCGUAAGCCACCCAAACCCUCCCCCCCCAACCGAUCAUUGCCCAUCUCACCCCUCCCCAUCCUUACCCACCACCCCCCCCUCUGCCCGCCAGGUGGACGUGAUAUCAGCCAUGAGUCACCGCAACCUGAUAGCGCUGCUGGGGUACUGCGAGGACAAGGGCGAGCAGAUCCUCGUCUACGAGUUCGCUGCUCACGGCACCCUCAGCGCGCACCUGCGCCCGCCCGCCGGUGAGCGCCACUCCAUGGGUGGCACUGUGGGGCUGUGUGCCCCUACUCUUUUCUCGCCCUCUAUUCCCCUCCCCUCUUAA
Closterium sp. Naga37s-1 is the source of this 6534-nucleotide messenger RNA. Lineage: Eukaryota; Viridiplantae; Streptophyta; Zygnematophyceae; Desmidiales; Closteriaceae. The record is from the annotation of a GenBank genome assembly.